Babesia microti strain RI is the source of this 1158-nucleotide messenger RNA. Its product is annotated as conserved Plasmodium protein, unknown function. NCBI's taxonomy places the organism in Eukaryota, Apicomplexa, Aconoidasida, Piroplasmida, Babesiidae. The transcript is spliced from 4 exons. The record is from RefSeq and is a predicted model, not a curated record. Gene Ontology annotation, molecular function: phosphatase activity. Gene Ontology annotation, cellular component: cytosol; cytoplasm. The coding region runs from base 1 to 1158 and encodes 385 amino acids.
AUGUAUACAGCCAGUGUAAGAAGUGGUUUUGUUGUAGGGUUGUAUAACGGAAUGAUUAUUGUAUUAGCGGUAUCAUUUUCAUUGUUCCUAAUAGGAGGAUACAGCUAUUUGUUUAUUAUAUUUGGGAAAUUCACAAAAUCUGGUAUAAAGACAGAUUUUACGGUCAUAUCAAAAGCUAAAAUAUCAUUUUCCAUCUUAAACCUAUUUACUUACUUAUACGAUUUGGGUUAUGCCAUAAAAAGGAAAUUAUUUGGCUAUAACAUGCUAUGCAACAUGGAAUAUUAUAUCAAAAAUCAGAAGAAUCUUUUAAAAUCUGGAGAUUACAGGUUUGUUGAUUCCAAGACAAUUUUUUACGUUAGACAUGGUCAAUCAAUGACUAAUCAAGCCACAACUAAUUUUUAUACUAAUCCUUUUAAAGGAUUCAAGGAAAUUCUAACUUUUAUAGCGAUUGAAACGUUUCUAAUAUUCUCAUCUCACACCAUUUUCUUUGACUCGCCCCUAAGCUUACUCGGCAUCAAUCAGUGUGAUAUGUUGAGAUCAUUUAUAUUCAAUAAUUCAGAUGAACAAAAGGAUGAUCUGGACAUCAUUAUCAACUCUAGCACGGAGGAUAUUGCCUGGUUUGUAUCAGAUUUACGUCGUGCACAGACUACGCUGAUUUUGUCAUUUUACGAUCGAUUGAAAGACAAAAAGGACAAGAUUUACACGGACCAAAAUCUAUCAGAAUGUACGUUGAAUCCAGAUUGUAUAUCCAUCAGUCCAGUGGGAUCAUGUAUGAAAAAGAACAUGUCAUUGAUUGAUAGGGAGACUGUGGGCACCAAAGUUAACGAGAUUAUGGAGAAUUUUGUUGAAAAUAACUUCGACUUUGAGAAACAGAACUACAUGGACAUACUUACAAAGAUGAACAAUUUUAACGACCGUAUCUUCUCUAUGAGUGCCAACAAUAUCGUAAUUGCUGGACACAGCAGAUGGCUUAGAAUGUAUAUGAAUUUGUUCCUAGAGCCUGAUAAACCUGACAUUCUAAAGGAGAAAAAAAUACAAAACUGUUCCCUUAUAAAGUACAAACUUGAAAGGUUCGAAACCAAAAGUGGUAACCACAUUUAUUUCAUAAAACCUGAUAGUCAAAAAUUUAUUUACGGUACUAUAGUAAAUGAGAAAUAA